Molecule: messenger RNA, 201 nt
Organism: Protopolystoma xenopodis
Lineage: Eukaryota; Metazoa; Platyhelminthes; Monogenea; Polystomatidea; Polystomatidae
Source: the annotation of a GenBank genome assembly
CUCCUGGCUUGGACCUGCUUAACCUAUCUGGGCCUCCUUCCCUUUCGUUUCUGUCAUAUUUCACCAUUAGCUGAAUUUUUCUUUUGUCAUCCUCAGGUGAACACCUCCGAACUGGAGUAUCACAUCUCCAAACUCGUCGCGUUGUCUGUUGCUGAGGUCCUUGGCAUCAAUCUUUUUCCUUGUCCAAUUCGUUUUGUGUAA